AUGUUGACAACCGAGCUCUCCGAGGUCGAGGUCUCGGCACUUAGAGCCAACAAGGACCGCCUGGCUCAAGAUCUUCACCACUCAUGCCAAUGGGGAUCAGGGAUUAGAUGGGGAGAUGGUCCUACAGAUACGGGAAUGCAGCGCCUCGCGCUCUCAGAAGACGAUAAGAGUGUCCGUGACUGGUUCAUCCAGACCAUGGAGGAUCUGAAGUGUAACGUCACCGUGGACGAAAUGGGUAACAUCUUUGCCGUUCGUCCUGGCCGGAGAGCGGAUGCACCUGCCACAUUUAUUGGGAGCCAUCUCGAUACACAACCGACCGGUGGACGGUAUGACGGUAUCCUGGGUGUCUUGUCAGGCAUUGAAGCCAUAAAGACAAUGAACGACCUGGGUCUAGAGACGGAGGGUGGCGUUGGCGUAGUCAAUUGGACCAAUGAGGAAGGGGCUCGAUUCCCAGUCAGCAUGAUCUCAAGUGGUGUAUGGGCCGACUGUAUACCAUUGGCGCAUGCGCACAACCUCAAAGAGGUACCUACUGUAGCAUCACUACCAACAGCAGCAUCAGAGCCGGAGACCAUGAAGAGCGCCCUGCAGAAGAUCGGAUACAUGGGCGACGUUCCAUGCUCGUACAAGUCGACGCCGAUGGCCGCCCAUUUCGAACUCCACAUCGAGCAAGGCCCAUACCUGGUAACGGCGGGCCAGCGAGUGGGCGUUGUAACAGUUGUGCAGGCCUUCAGGUGGUUCCGACUCAACAUCAUCGGCCGGGAUACACAUACGGGAACCACAGCCUUUGAACACCGCGCAGACGCUCUGUAUGCAUUCGCUCGGAUGAUGGUUCGCGCACGAGAAGUGGCAGCUGCAAAGAAAUGUCUUGCCAGUGUUGGUAUUGUGGAGGCGAAGCCUGGAAGUGUGAACACCGUUCCUGGAACGGUGAGCUUCAGCUUGGACAUUCGUGGCCCUGAGACAGAGCUAGUUGCUGAAGUUGAGAAAGAGCUGCGGACUGAGUUUGAUGCGAUUGCUGCUGCUGAGGGGGCUGGAAUUGGCAAGCCGUGUCGCGUAGAGUGGAAUCUCGAAUUCGACUCGCCCGCUGUCAAGUUCCAUGAAGACUGCAUUGACUGCGUGCAGCAGUCGGCAGAGGCGGUUGUUGCAGAUGAGCCUGUUGCGGACACCAAGUCGCUUGUGCGGACUAUUAUGAGUGGUGCGGGCCAUGACAGUGUCUUCACAUCCAAGCGUGUGCCGACCAGUAUGAUCUUCAUUCCGUGCAAGGAUGGUCUCAGCCAUCAUCCUGAGGAAUUCUCCACUGCUGAGGACUGCGCCACGGGGGCAUCGGUCAUUUUGCAGGCUGUGGUGCGCUACGACAGGAAGAGGUUCAUGUAA
Messenger RNA from Penicillium bovifimosum, 1371 nucleotides. Its product is annotated as M20 family metallo-hydrolase. Lineage: Eukaryota; Fungi; Ascomycota; Eurotiomycetes; Eurotiales; Aspergillaceae. The transcript is spliced from 3 exons. The record is from RefSeq and is a predicted model, not a curated record. The coding region runs from base 1 to 1371 and encodes 456 amino acids. Gene Ontology annotation, molecular function: hydrolase activity, acting on carbon-nitrogen (but not peptide) bonds, in linear amidines.